CCCCCUGUCUGUUAUGUUGCUCAUGCGCAAUAAACGUUGUUGGUGUGAAGCCGCCAAGUGCUAAAGUUUAACAACAUGGGGAAGAUAGCAGUACUCUCGCUUGUUGCUUUAGCCAUUUCAGUUUUGAUCGGUGAAAGACUAAUAACAUUAAGGCACUUGACACUUUCUUCUAGAGCACUAACUCAGAACUAUCUGCCCAACUGCCACCUGAUAGAGGGCAUAGAGUUUGGGGCUGAAGAUAUCACCAUACUUGAAGAUGGAUUGGCCUUUCUGAGCACUGGCUUGAAGUUUCCAGGAUUACCCUCUUAUUCAGAUGAUCCUGGGAAGAUCUAUACUCUGGAUCUCUUGGAUUCCAGACAAAAUAUUCAAGCACUGAGCAUCAAGGGAGGAUUUGAUGAAGAUUCUUUCAAUCCACAUGGAAUAAGCGUGUACACAGAUGACAAAGAUGGUGCAAUUUAUUUAUUUGUUGUUAAUCAUCCUCACGGAAAAAGUCAGGUGGAGAUUUUCAGAUUUGUUGAAGAGGAAAACUCUCUUCAAUACAUUAAGACCAUUAAACACGAUCUGCUGAGAAGUGUGAAUGACAUUGUAGCUGUGGGUACCGAAAGCUUUUAUGCCACCAACGAUCAUUACUUCACUAAUGGGUUUUUGAAGUUUUUGGAGCCAUUACUGACUUUGGGCUGGUGUGAUGUCAUCUACUACAGUCCUGAUACAGUGCAGGUUGUGGCAGGGGGCUUCCUUUCUGCCAAUGGCAUAAAUAUUUCCCCUGACAAAAGGCAUUUAUAUGUAUCGGAUGUAAUGAACCAUACUAUUGUUGUCUUGGAAAUACAGAAAAACACUAUACUGUCCCGUUUAAAGGAAGUUGAUGUAGGGUCACUAUGUGACAACAUUGAAGUGGAUCGCAAAACUGGUGAUCUAUGGCUGGGCUCCCACCCAAAUGGUCUUAAAUUUUUACUUAGUGAUCCCAAUGAUCCGCCUGGUUCUGAGGUCAUCAAGAUUCAGGACAUCCUUUCUGAAAAGCCCAAGGUGACUCAGGUAUAUGCAGAUAAUGGCAGUGUGAUCAUUGGUUCUUCUGUGGCAACUCGAUAUGGAGGAAAAUUACUUAUUGGAACAGUUUAUCAGAAAGCUCUGAUCUGUGACCUCAAGUAGGGCAUGUACUUGGGGUGGUUAAAUAAAGCUUGAUGUUUUGUGUAUGAAAAUUUAUUUUUGAUAUUGUGCAUCAUUUCAAAAAACAAAUUUUUUGCAACUAACAAAUUGAAUACAAGUUGGUUCAUUGGGUGGUAUGCCAAAGUUAUGCUAAAAUCUAAAACUAUAUUUUUUAAUUAUGUAUAAUUGCUUUUUUAUGACCUCAUAUUAUCAUAAGGAAGAGAAAUAUACUAUUUCCCAUAUGCAUUCAUAUACAUUAAGCCAAAAGUGACAUUUUCAUAUAAUGUUAUUCAGAAUAUGAUCACUGAAAGCAAAUGGUUUGUCAUCUGCUAUCAGUUUAGCAUUGCAGCUGCUUACAUCUAUAGUUGUAAUGAAACAAUGAAAAGUCUGCCAUCAUUUACUUACCUUUAUGAGUUUCUUUCGUUUCUCCUGCUGAACACAAAGAUAUUUUGAUAAGUGAUGGUAACCAUCUUACCUUCAUUUAACAAAAUAUCUUCUUUUGUGUUCAACAGAAUGAAACACAUGCAGGUUUAGAACAACAUGAAGAUGAGGAAAGGAUGACAGAAUUUUUAUUUUUGGGUAAACUAUAGCUUUCAUUUGGACUAGUUUAAAAGUAACAGGGGGGUAACAUUAAUGUGUUUUUUAGGGGAAAAAAAAGGUAGAAUUGUGCUCUUCAGAGGAUUAUGGGUUAUUUGUAUUAUGAUACGAGAAUAUCAUAUGCCUAAUUUUCCAACACAUCCUCAUCCAAUGGCGUCAAUAUUUGACGCCACUUGACCAUGCGUCAAUAUGUUACGCGGAGGGUAUACCCUUCGCGUCAUUUUUUGACGAACUGGGGACUUCAAUACUAUUAGGUACGCGAAAUUAAACAGUUGUCGCCUGACAUUGGGGUUAGGGAUAGGUUUGGGUAGGGAUGUCAUUAUGUAAAUCUAACCCUAAACCGACGCGAAAAUGGUAAGAAAAUGGUACGAAAAUAGGAAAGAGAAUGCAACGGACUCAAUAGUAUUGAAGUCCCCAGUUCGUCAAAAAAUGACGCGAAGGGUAUACCCUCCGCGUAACAUAUUGACGCAUGGUCAAGUGGCGUCAAAUAUUGACGCCAUGGGGUGAGGAUGGGCUGAAUUUUCAUGUUUUACAUAUAGAUGCUAAAUGAAGGCUGAUAAUAUAUUGAAGAAUCCAUGUCUGUCCAUGAAUAACUACCACAUAGUAUUUGUUGCAGUAAUUAAUGGUAUUGACUGUACACUGUAAAAAGUGUUUCUGUGCCUCAGUAGAUUUAACUAAAUAAAAUGAGUAAACUGUG
This is a messenger RNA of Paramisgurnus dabryanus, 2437 nucleotides long. NCBI's taxonomy places the organism in Eukaryota, Metazoa, Chordata, Actinopteri, Cypriniformes, Cobitidae. The record is from RefSeq and is a predicted model, not a curated record.